Messenger RNA from Nematocida ausubeli, 276 nucleotides. RefSeq lists its product as uncharacterized. The transcript has a single exon. The record is from RefSeq and is a predicted model, not a curated record. Lineage: Eukaryota; Fungi; Microsporidia. Bases 1 to 276 code for a protein of 91 amino acids.
AUGAACAACGCGCCUCCUCUAUUCUACGAAGAAGUUGUCCCUGGAGCGACUGGCGAAAUUUUCUUCAAAGUUUUCAUGGACCGAGAAAAGUCCAAAAUACAUAUAUACGCCGUGCAGAGCGGCGACACUAAGGAUUACUCUGAAAAGCUUAGCUCAAAAAUAAAGGAGAUUCUUCCAUAUAAGAAGGCAUACAUCACUUGCCAACUAGCCUCUGGGGAAGACAUGCUUCCAAUUAAGCUUGCUCUCCAAAAGUAUACUGCAAAUCUAGGCCAGUAA